Musca vetustissima is the source of this 2192-nucleotide messenger RNA. Its product is annotated as oligopeptidase A. The record is from RefSeq and is a predicted model, not a curated record. Lineage: Eukaryota; Metazoa; Arthropoda; Insecta; Diptera; Muscidae. Gene Ontology annotation, molecular function: metalloendopeptidase activity. The transcript is spliced from 2 exons. Gene Ontology annotation, biological process: peptide metabolic process; proteolysis. Bases 9 to 2192 code for a protein of 727 amino acids.
GCAAAAAUAUGUUAACUGCUGUUCGACAAUUGGCAAAAAAUCCAGCGGCACUUAGAUACUUACACACCACCAAACCAAAAAAUGGCUACAUUGUUUUAGUACCCGAAAUUGGUGAGGAAGGCCAAGCUGGCGAUGUUAUUGUUAAGCCAGAUGGUUUGCCAGCUUUCAAUGACAUAACAAUUGAAAAUUGUUUAGGAGCCAUUGGAAGUCAGGCUGGUGCAGUCGAGAAGCUGGUCAAGCGUGUCGAAAGUGAGAUACAAGAGCUGCCGGAAAAUGAGAAAAUUGAUGUUGGUCGGGUAUUUAAGGAAUUCGAUGAAGUCACUGGACCCCUGGAUACAACAUGGGGUAUUGCCAAGGCAUUGUAUUUGGGCAACAGUACUCUAAUACCCACCAAGUCGUAUAUGAACAUACAUGAACGUGCUAGAAAUGCUAGAGCUUCCAGAUUCUGUAAUAAGACACUAUUUGAAGCCCUUCAAGAACAAGAAUCCGAAGAUUUACAAAAUCCACAAGAAAAACGUCUUUUACAAAAAUAUCUACUCGAGGGAAAACUAAAUGGUUUGAAUUUGAACAAUGACAGCCGCAAUGGACUUAAGGAGAUUUUAAUGCGUUUGGGAAAGGAAAGAGCCACAUUUAAGAACAAAGUAAAUGUUUCAGUGCAUAGCUUUGCCCAUGUUGUCAAUGAUUAUCAGUUGGUAAGAGAUUUCCCGUCAACCCUCUUGGAGGCCACCGCUAUUGACCCAAAUGCCCCCAUUACCCAAGGACCAUGGAAAUUUACAUUACAACCACAAAUUGUCGAAGGCUUCCUGAAAUACUGUCCAGAUCGUAUGCAACGUUGGAAUAUAUGGCAAGCUAACACCCGUAAAGCCUCCAACUACAUUGAACAAAGUUUAGAGAAUAGUACACACUUGGAAAAAAUCCGUGCUCUACGUCGCCGCCAAGCCAAGGCAUUAGGAUAUCCAAAUUUUGCCACAAUGUCCAUGCAAACCAAAAUGGUCAAAGAAAUUCCAGAGCUAAAGCAAGUCUUCUCCAAACUUUUACAGUUUGCCGGGCCAGCCCAAUCUGUGGAAAUUGAAAACUUACAACAAUUUGCCAGCAAGAGUGGCUUUGAGCAUAAGUUGGAGUUGUGUGACAUCACCUAUUGGCAGCGUAAAUAUCUGCUAUCGGAACACAAGUUAGAUGAAGAGGCACUACGCGUCUAUUUCCCAUUGCCUCGGGUAUUCUCGGGCCUGUUUGCUCUAAGCGAGAAAUUGUUUAACAUUAAAAUUGUAGAACGUAAAGACGCCCAGGUGUGGCAACCAGCUGUAAAAUAUUUUGAUGUCUUUGAUUGCGAUGCUGCCAACAGCAAUCACCCCAUUGGAGGUUUCUAUGUCGACUGUUAUUCCAAAGAGAAUAAAUUCGGCAAAAACAAUGGCUGGAUGGUUAGUGUGCGUAAUCGCAAUGAUGCUGCUCGUUUGUCACCAUUGUGUGCUUUGAUUUUCAAUUUCAAUGCACCAGUCGAUGAUAAACCAUAUCUAUUGAAUAUAGAUGAUUUGAAGAUGGUAUUCAAGACGUUUGGUUCGGCCAUGCAACAUCUCCUGACACGAGCUUCAUUUACCGACUUGGCUGGCUUGUCAGGUGUUGAAUGGGAUGCCUCACAGGUGGCCAGUCAUGUUAUGUGCAACUUUUUGGAUAAUCCCACCAUUUUGAAAACUGUAUCCGGACACAUUGAGACCGACGAAGCUUUGCCCGAUGAUUUGGCUAAAAAUGUUCGCCUGCUAAAGACACACCUGGCUGGUUAUAAUUUAUGCCAAGAACUGUAUCUCUCCGAUUUAGAUAUCGAACUUCAUCAAUCAGAACAAUUUUGGGCCGAAAUUGUGAGAAAACUUUGGCCCGUUUACAGAUGUUUGCCGUUGGACAAAAAAGAUUCUCAUCCCUGUUCGUGGACGGAGAUCUUUUCCGGUGAUUGGGGUGCAGCAUAUUUCAGCCAUUUGUAUUCGAAAAUGAUUGCUGCCGAUAUUUCCGAUGCAUUUUUGGAGAACUCUACAGAUAUUAGUGCUGUGGGCAAACGUUUUAAGGACACUUUCUUGGCAUCGGGUAGCACAAUGCCCACCGCUGAGGUAUUCCGUCAUUUCCGUGGUCGUGAUCCUUCGGUUGAAGCUCUUCUUAAAUCAUUAGACAUUUCAACAGUGUCACAAACAUCUGGAGAUUUGUAA